AUGACACGAUUUGAAAGUAAUAACAGAUACGAAGUAAAAAACAGUAUGGGUCAGAUGAUAUACAUGGUGCUUGAGGACACUGAUGACAUCACCAGAAAUUCUUAUAAAUCAUUACGUCCCUUUGUCCUUCGGGUCGUUGACUGCAUGGGACGAGAAAUCAUGAGAAUGCAGAGGCCCUUUAGGUGUACCUGUUGCUGUUUUUGUUGCUCUUGUGCCAUGCAAGAGCUUGAAGUUCAGGCUCCUCCUGGUGUAGCUCUUGGCUAUAUUACCCAACACUGGGGCUGCUGCAGUGCAAAUUUCAGCAUUGAAAAUGAGAAGAAAGAACAUGUGCUGGACAUGGUUGGCCCAUGUUUACCUGAUAGCUGUGGCUCAGACACUUUUUAUGAG
Molecule: messenger RNA, 387 nt
Organism: Gracilinanus agilis (Agile Gracile Mouse Opossum)
Lineage: Eukaryota; Metazoa; Chordata; Mammalia; Didelphimorphia; Didelphidae
Product: phospholipid scramblase 4-like
Exons: 2
Biological process (GO): plasma membrane phospholipid scrambling
Cellular component (GO): plasma membrane
Molecular function (GO): phospholipid scramblase activity
Source: RefSeq, a predicted model, not a curated record